Messenger RNA from Caenorhabditis remanei, 1140 nucleotides. RefSeq lists its product as uncharacterized. NCBI's taxonomy places the organism in Eukaryota, Metazoa, Nematoda, Chromadorea, Rhabditida, Rhabditidae. Gene Ontology annotation, molecular function: ribose phosphate diphosphokinase activity; magnesium ion binding. The transcript has 9 exons. Gene Ontology annotation, cellular component: ribose phosphate diphosphokinase complex; cytoplasm. The record is from RefSeq and is a predicted model, not a curated record. Gene Ontology annotation, biological process: purine nucleotide biosynthetic process; 5-phosphoribose 1-diphosphate biosynthetic process. The coding region runs from base 1 to 1140 and encodes 379 amino acids.
AUGAUUUCUGUCCACCACAAGACUACAGUUUUGAUCAGUAUGAAGCUGGCCCUUCCAACAACUUCUCCACUGCCGAGAAGCGUCAAGAAUACAAAGUUUCCAUCUGAUGAAGAGUUGGCAUACCUCAGGAGCUUACGUCAUCCAGGCUAUGAUGGAUUUUGGGUUAUGCACCAAACUUAUGCUGUCACGAUUGCAAACCACAUGCAAUCAAACACAAAUAUCAGUCUGGAUGGCGCAAUGACCAUCUCUAUGAAGAUUUUUGAGCAGGAUAGGAAGGCAAUGGCGGGGCGCGAAAGAAAUGUAGUUUCGUGUCAGGAGUCAGCUCCGAGAGUACUGAUUUUCCGAUUCCCUUCGUCGCCAAUCAACUAUGAUUUCUGUGCUCCACAAGAUUACAGUUUUGAUCAGUAUGGAGCUGGCCCGUCCAACAUCACUCCUUCUCUUUCACCGCCGAGAAGCGUCAAGAAUACAAAGUUUCCAUUCGAUGAAGAGUUGGCAUACCUCAGGAAGUAUGCAGAAGUGGCAGAAGAUUUCAAUUUCGAGAGGCUAAAUUUGGAUGUGAAAACGUUUGGUAUUAAAUGGGGACUUAUCGUCGGAAAAGGACACGCCUUGACCAUCCACAAGGCUCCUGAUAAUGGAUCCAAGUUUUUUGUGACUGAAUUCAAGUUGAUUAAAUCUGUCGAAGACUUGGAGCAAUUCAUACAUCCAAUACUCCAGUCUGCUCAAUCGGCCAAGAAGCUGCUUGGAAUUCCUAAUGUAGCCGUUUUCUCUGGAUCCUCUGGAGCUGAUCAUAUCAUCACGAUGGAAUUGCAUGCAUCGCAAAUUCAAGGAUUCUUCGAUAUUCCAGUAGACAACUUGUAUGCCGAGCCAGCAAUUCUAAAGUACAUCAAAGAGUCGAUUCCAAACUGGCAGACACAUCAGUCAUCGUUUCACCAGAUGCUGGAAAAGAUGGCAAACCAGGAGGUUCUGCUCAAAGCUCACGAAUGCGACGCGGACAAGGAAAUCGCGCUCCAGGAGAUUUCCAACAUUCAUCAGGAAAAGUUCUCCAUCUCAGAGUAUGCAGAGAAGAUCAGGAACUUGGGCACCUACGCAUAUGAUUACCUAGAGGCCACCUCCAGGGAUCAUCUCAUGAGUAAAGAGUGA